This is a messenger RNA of Fonsecaea nubica, 1119 nucleotides long. RefSeq lists its product as hypothetical. The transcript has a single exon. Lineage: Eukaryota; Fungi; Ascomycota; Eurotiomycetes; Chaetothyriales; Herpotrichiellaceae. Gene Ontology annotation, biological process: mitochondrial proton-transporting ATP synthase complex assembly. Bases 1 to 1119 code for a protein of 372 amino acids. The record is from RefSeq and is a predicted model, not a curated record. Gene Ontology annotation, cellular component: mitochondrion.
AUGAGGGCAAAUAUGCUAAGAGUGUCUUCGUCUGUCGUUCGCGGUUUGGAAGCCCAUCCUUCGGUCGGUCGGCUCGCGACGCCAACAAAACGCGCGAUCUCCUCAACCAGCACAUUGUCCGCCACUGCACUCCCAAUCACUGCAACCGGACCACCCCCCAGUGCUCCCGUUCCUACGUCUCCCCAAUAUGGCGACCGGAUCCAAGAACGAAGACGGAAAGCCGAGCUGCUCAAGCAAGGAAAAGAACUUCGGGCCGCGAGCCAGCCGGGCGGGAAGACAAGCCCUUUGAGGAAAAGGUUUUGGAAAGAUGUUCAUGUCAAAGAAAUCCCACAAGGGUAUCAAGUGUAUUUGGACCAGAGACCCGUGCGGACUCCCAGCAAAUCAAUCCUCACAGUCCCGCGCUCCAAGCCGCACCUGGCCCAUGCCAUCGCCAUUGAAUGGGAUCUGCUCGAAUCGGCGCAGCAGGCAUUGAAAAACCACAACAUCCCUAUGACCUCAAUAUCGGCUCGAGCGCAGGAUAUUAUCGAGACAGAGGCGCGGGGUGAUGGCAAGAUCCGAAAAGACAUCAUUACAGUCAUGAUGCGUUACCUAGACACGGACACAUUACUGUGUUGGGCACCAGCGAACACUUCGGCAUCGCAGUUGGAAAUGCAAACCGAACGGACAGAAUCACUACGUGAGGUUCAGAUUCGGACAGCCAAACCCAUAAUCAGUUAUCUAAGCACGUCCGUGUGGCCUGGUGUUGACAUCAAACCCGUACUGGAUGAAAACAGCAUCAUGCCUACGCAGCAGGAUGAAACGACGAGAAGCGUGAUCCGUGGGUGGAUUGCUGGCCUUCCUGCAUAUGAGCUUGCAGCUCUUGAGCGUGCAGUAUUGGCUACGAAGAGUCUACUUGUUGGUACAAGACUGUUGAUUGAGUGGAGUGAGGAGUUCCGGGAUAUGCAAGAAAGUGGGAGUCAGAAGCGAUUUGGCAUUGAGGAGGCGGCCGAGGCCUCGAGCCUCGAGGUAAGAUGGCAGACCAGGAUGUGGGGGGAAGUCGAAGAUACCCACGACGUGGAUAACGAGGAUAUCAGACGCCAGCUAGGAAGUGCCAUUCUGCUUGUGAGUGGAAGCCGAUAG